Pyrus x bretschneideri (Chinese white pear) is the source of this 378-nucleotide messenger RNA. RefSeq lists its product as uncharacterized. The transcript has 2 exons. The record is from RefSeq and is a predicted model, not a curated record. NCBI's taxonomy places the organism in Eukaryota, Viridiplantae, Streptophyta, Magnoliopsida, Rosales, Rosaceae. Bases 1 to 378 code for a protein of 125 amino acids.
AUGACGCAUGUCAAUCCGAUGAACAACUACUUCAACCCCAACUCGAUGUACACAAAAGAGGAUUUCAGACGUCACUUUCGGAUGAGGCGUCAUGUCUUCGAGCGUUUACUUUGUGAUGUCCAGCAUGUCAAUCCAUAUUUUCGACAGAAACGGGACAGAGCAGGUCACCUUGGUUUCUCACCUCAUCAGAAGGUUACUGUUGCACUCCGAAUGAUGGCCUAUGGCUCCCAAGCUGAUUUGAUGGAUGAAACCCAUGUUUACAAAGAUGAGUACCUCCACGAGCUAAAUCAAGAAGAUCUGGAUCGGCUCCUUUGCAAAGCUGAAGGUCGUGGGUUUCCGAGCAUGAUAGGGUCAUUAGACUGCAUGUAUUGGGAUUAG